UCGCUUGUGUCGUUCAAAGUUGGUCUCAUUGAGAAAGCCGAGCUGCACCCAGACGCCGAGUCAUUGUAUGUCUCCACUGUCAAUCUUGGUGAAAGUGAGCCAAGAACAGUCGUGUCUGGUCUCGUCAAGUAUAUUCCCCUUGAUCAGAUGCAGAAGCGACUCGUUGUCUGUGUCUGUAAUCUCAAACCAGCUGCAAUGCGUGGCGUCAAGUCUUCGGCCAUGGUUCUCGCUGCAUCUCCUGCAGCUGUGGACGGACAGGAGAAGGAUCGCGUGGAGCUCGUUCAGCCACCUGCAGGAUCAAAGCCAGGUGAUGUACUGCAGUUUGCAGGCUUCGAGGGUGAGCCAGAGGCGCAAUUGAAUCCAAAGAAGAAGAUUUUCGAGGCGGUGCAAGUCGGCUUCACAACAGACGAUGCGCUUCGCGUAUUAUACAAGGACCCUCAGAGCUCAAAGUCUGGCUUCCUCGUAAACAAAGCUGGCGAGCAAUGCAAGGUCGAGUCGCUGGUCAAUGCUUCUAUUCGCUAG
Messenger RNA from Protomyces lactucae-debilis, 522 nucleotides. RefSeq lists its product as uncharacterized. The transcript has a single exon. NCBI's taxonomy places the organism in Eukaryota, Fungi, Ascomycota, Taphrinomycetes, Taphrinales, Protomycetaceae. Gene Ontology annotation, cellular component: methionyl glutamyl tRNA synthetase complex. The annotation marks the transcript as partial. The record is from RefSeq and is a predicted model, not a curated record. Gene Ontology annotation, molecular function: tRNA binding.